CUUGUGUUCCUGUGAAUCAGCAUAGUUAACUUCACUAGUGAUAUCUUUUUUCACUCAAAGGAUCCCUGCUAUGGCUGGCGAUUCUAGGAAUACUAUGAACCAGGAUAUGGAGAUUGGAGGCACUCCCAGGGACCCUAAGAAGAUUCCCAAACAGGCCCGUGACUUUGUCCCCAUUGCCACAGACCGUACUCGCCUGCUGGCAGAAGGCAAGAAGCCCCGUCAACGCUACAUGGAGAAGAGUGGCAAGUGCAAUGUACACCAUGGCAAUGUCCAGGAAACCUACCGGUACCUGAGUGACCUUUUUACCACCCUGGUGGAUCUCAAAUGGCGCUUCAACCUACUUGUCUUCACCAUGGUCUACACCAUCACUUGGCUGUUCUUUGGUUUUAUCUGGUGGCUCAUAGCUUAUAUCCGGGGUGAUCUGGACCAUGUAGGUGACCAAAACUGGAUUCCAUGUGUUGAAAAUCUCAGUGGUUUUGUGUCUGCUUUCCUGUUCUCCAUCGAGACUGAAACCACCAUUGGAUAUGGCUUUCGGGUCAUCACAGAGAAAUGUCCCGAGGGGAUCAUCCUCCUCUUGGUCCAGGCCAUCCUAGGUUCCAUUGUCAAUGCCUUCAUGGUGGGGUGCAUGUUUGUCAAGAUCAGUCAGCCAAAGAAGAGAGCAGAGACCCUCAUGUUUUCCAACAAUGCUGUCAUCUCCAUGCGGGAUGGAAAGCUCUGCCUCAUGUUCCGGGUGGGUGACCUCCGCAAUUCUCACAUCGUAGAGGCCUCCAUCCGUGCCAAGCUCAUAAAGUCCCGGCAGACCAAAGAAGGGGAAUUCAUCCCCUUGAACCAGACUGACAUCAAUGUAGGCUUUGACACUGGAGAUGACCGUCUCUUCCUGGUGUCACCACUCAUCAUCUCCCAUGAGAUCAAUGAGAAGAGCCCUUUCUGGGAGAUGUCCCGUGCUCAGCUGGAUCAGGAGGAUUUUGAAGUCGUGGUCAUUUUAGAAGGGAUGGUAGAGGCAACAGGCAUGACUUGCCAAGCGCGGAGCUCUUAUAUGGAUACUGAGGUGCUCUGGGGCCACCGAUUCACACCAGUCCUCACCUUGGAAAAGGGCUUCUAUGAAGUAGACUACAACACCUUCCAUGACACCUAUGAGACCAACACUCCCAGCUGUUGUGCCAAGGAGUUGGCAGAAAUGAAGCCGGAAGGCCGGCUCCUCCAUUACCUCCCCAGUCCCCCCUUGCUGGGGGUCAGUGCUGAGACAAAGCCAGAUGCAGAGGCUGAGCAGGAAAGAAAGGAUGAGCCUGAGAAACUGAGAGGACCUCAGGAGACCAGGGGCUCAGUGUGAGAGCUGCAGUUUCCCAACAGCCUCCUUUCACUGGUUUC
Messenger RNA from Orycteropus afer afer, 1368 nucleotides. It is a transcript of the gene KCNJ5, whose product is annotated as potassium inwardly rectifying channel subfamily J member 5. Gene Ontology annotation, cellular component: plasma membrane. Gene Ontology annotation, molecular function: G-protein activated inward rectifier potassium channel activity. The record is from RefSeq and is a predicted model, not a curated record. NCBI's taxonomy places the organism in Eukaryota, Metazoa, Chordata, Mammalia, Tubulidentata, Orycteropodidae. Gene Ontology annotation, biological process: regulation of monoatomic ion transmembrane transport; potassium ion import across plasma membrane.